CUGCAGUAGACAGUAUGCCUUUUGGUGGUGUUGGCUACAGUGGCAUGGGGUCAUACCAUGGUGUGUACAGUUUCAACACCUUCACACACAAGAAGAGUUGCCUUGUUAAAGACUUCAACCCAGUAGCAGAAAAGCUGGCAUCUGCCAGAUACCCACCAUAUUCUCAGAAGAAGAUAGACUUUAUGAGUUUCCUGUUGAAAAAGAGGAAAGGCUUGAGCCUGAAAUUCCUACCUUAUCUGAUUAUGUUUGCUUUUGGCGUGACAGCCACGGUUGUCUUCAGAUCCAUUUCAAAGAGAAACCCAUCUGGACUGUUGAAUGUUGUCGGUAGAAAGGCAUCAGACCUUCUGCAUAACCUGAAAUCCAUUGGAGUGAAGGAAGUAUAAGGAUGUAAGACUUGAGGUUCUCACAGUGGGUCUUUAUGGAUAUUUGGAAAUGGUGGUGCCAGUGGAGAAUUGAAGAUUAAUGGUCAAGCCAUUGUAAACUUUAUUUAAUAAGAAAUCAAACUUCUAACAUUGCAGACUUUCUUAAAGAUGCACCAGUGGCUUAUUACGUCUAUAAGUGAGAUGUAACAGAGACAUUGAGGACUAUGUUUGUUUGUCUGUAGAACACAGAGAGGGGCAUCAUAAUAUUUCCUUGUCAUGUGCAUUGCUGUGACAAUUCAAAAAUAUAUAUCAGAUUAACAGUUGUUGAAUUGUUUGUAGCGGUUUAUCUCUGUCUGCUAGUUGAAGAGGCUACAUGUCGCAAAGAGUUUAUUACAGAAUCAAAUAUUCAUGUUUUUAUGUUGCUCAAUCGUGUCAAAACACAUUCCGUGAAGUGUUUUAAGUUUUAUGCAUUAAAAUACUUGGGCAGUUCUCUUCAUAGUGAUUAAAGUUUCUUUUAAAAAAGAAGGAGCUGAAUGAAUAGAGAUUUAUACAAAGAUUAAAAAUAAAAGUCAUUUUGGGUUAAAUCAUCUUGAAAAAGUUUGUUUUAGUGUGAAUGAGCGUUAUAAGAUGAAGAAAAGAAAAAUGUUUCUAGUAAAACAUGGUGACAUGUGAUGUACUACUGGCACUGUACUAAAAGUACUGAUAUCACAAGAAUGGCUACCAUAGGCUGGAUGCCUGGCAUUUUCUUUUCUUAACACCUUCUGUGUCUGGGUCCUAGACUUGAAAUGGCCAGAAUGUAGCAAAACAUUUACCAAUGUUAACAUGACUAUGAAAGUGUAAACUGCACCAGAAUACACUCAAUUUUACAAAUGUG
Messenger RNA from Zootermopsis nevadensis, 1236 nucleotides. The record is from RefSeq and is a predicted model, not a curated record. NCBI's taxonomy places the organism in Eukaryota, Metazoa, Arthropoda, Insecta, Blattodea, Termopsidae.